Molecule: messenger RNA, 5709 nt
Organism: Diatraea saccharalis (sugarcane borer)
Lineage: Eukaryota; Metazoa; Arthropoda; Insecta; Lepidoptera; Crambidae
Source: the annotation of a GenBank genome assembly
AUGGCGUCGGAUAAGAUAAAAGUAGCCGUACGGGUUCGACCCUUUAACAGGCGAGAGCUGGAACUUGGCACACAAUGCGUGGUGGACAUGGAGGCGCAGCAGACGGUGCUGCGGUAUCCUCAGUCAACACACGACAAAGACAGGAAACAGCCAAAGUCAUUCGCGUUCGACCACUGCUUUUAUUCCCUGGACCCAGGGUUGCCACACUUCGCCUCGCAAAAAACUGUGUUCGAAUGCCUCGGCCGGGACAUCCUCGACAAUGCCUUCGACGGUUACAAUGCCUGCAUUUUUGCGUAUGGCCAAACAGGAUCGGGCAAAUCGUAUACUAUGAUGGGCGCUCCAGGAGCGGACGAAGGUGGCAUCAUACCGAGGCUCUGCAAUGCGCUCUUCGAAAGAAUUGCCGUCCAGCAGAACCCACCGGCGCUCACAUACAAGGUGGAGGUGUCCUACAUGGAGAUCUACAACGAGCGUGUGCACGAUCUCCUGGAUCCGGAGACGUCGCGACGGUCACUCAGAGUGCGCGAGCAUGCUGUGCUAGGACCAUACGUCGACGGACUGUCACAGCUGGCCGUUGCAUCAUUUCAGGACAUCGACAACCUGAUGACUGAAGGGAACAAAUCACGAACAGUCGCCGCCACAAACAUGAACAGUGAAUCUUCGCGUUCACACGCCGUGUUCAGCGUGGUACUGACUCAGACACUCACCGACGCAGCCACCGGCGUCUCCGGCGAGAAAGUGGCGCGAUUAUCCCUUGUCGACCUGGCAGGAUCCGAGCGGGCUGUCAAAACCGGCGCUGUCGGCGACCGUCUCAAAGAAGGCUCUAAUAUCAACAAGUCUUUAACAACGUUGGGUUUGGUGAUAUCGAAGCUGGCAGACCAGUCAUCUGGCAAAACUAAUAAAGAUAAAUUCGUGCCGUAUAGAGACUCUGUACUCACGUGGCUCUUGAAAGACAACCUCGGUGGAAACAGUAAAACUGUUAUGGUGGCCACAAUAUCCCCAGCGGCGGACAAUUAUGAAGAGACCCUCUCAACUCUCCGAUAUGCGGAUAGGGCGAAGCGCAUCGUCAACCACGCCGUGGUGAACGAGGACCCGAAUGCUCGCAUCAUACGCGAACUACGGCAGGAAGUGGAGGCGUUAAAGGAGAUGCUCAAACAUGCCACGGGUUCACCGGUAGGCGAAGAUGUGCAUGAACAACUAGCGCAAAGCGAACAUCUCAUGAAGGAAAUGUCAAGAACGUGGGAGGAAAAACUUGUAGAGACAGGUCGGAUACAAAGUGAGAGACAGCAAGCAUUGGAAAAGAUGGGUAUCAGCGUGCAGGCCAGCGGCAUCAAAGUGGAAAAGAACAAGUACUACUUAGUCAAUCUUAACGCAGACCCAUCACUCAACGAACUAUUAGUGUACUAUUUAAAGAAUAAAACAUUAGUGGGUGCCGAUCAGUCUGCCGAUAUCCAGCUAUCGGGUUUGGGUAUUCAGCCGCAGCACUGCCACCUGUUGGUGGAGGGCGGGGCGUUGUUCAUGGAGCCGUUGGGCGGAGCGCGGUGUUUCGUUAACGGAACACCAGUUGUGUCCCGCGUGAGAUUGGGACACGCCGAUCGCAUAUUGUGGGGCAACCACCACUUUUUCCGUGUUAACUGUCCGCGAACCACAACAGCCGCAUCCGAGCCACAAACUCCCGCCCAGCCCAUUGACUAUAAUUUCGCGCGGGACGAGAUUAUGCUGAACGAACUCAGCAACGAUCCUAUACAGACCGCUAUAUCACGACUUGAGAAACAACACGAGGAAGACAAACAAGUGGCUUUGGAGAAACAGAGACAAGAGUACGAAAGACAGUUCCAGCAGUUGAGAAAUAUACUGUCACCGUCAACACCUUAUCCACCAUACACAUAUGAUCCUCUGAAAUUAGGUAAAAUGUCAGCAUGUACGCCAACGACAGCGGCUCGCGUGGAACGUUGGGCGGCGGAACGCGAUGAUACAUUCAAGCGAUCACUGGGACGUCUGAAGGCGGACAUACUGCGGGCCAACUCGCUCGUGCAGGAGGCCAACUUCCUGGCCGAGGAGAUGAGGCGGAACACGCGGUUCAGCGUCACGCUACAGAUCCCGCCGCAGAACUUAAGCCCUAACAGAAAGCGUGGAGCGUUCGUAUCGGAGCCAGCUAUAAUGGUGAAGCGUCCCGGUCGCGGCGGACAGGUGUGGUCUAUGGAGAAGCUUGACAACAAGUUGGUGGACAUGCGAGACAUGUAUGAAGAGUGGCGACGGCGGCAACAAUGCUCGCCAGACGAUCCUCUACACGAGGAGCCAACCGAUAAAGUACUUGAUCCAUUCUACGAGUCUCAAGAGAACCACAAUCUGAUCGGCGUAGCAAACGUGUUCUUGGAAGCGUUGUUCCACGACGUGACGCUCGACUAUCACACACCCAUUAUCAGUCAACAAGGCGAAGUAGCUGGGCGUCUGCAGGUGGAGCUUAGUCGCGUAGCUGGCCAGUUCCCACAGGACAGGAUCUGCGAGGCUGCUUCCGAUAGUUCAGGCGACAUGCGCGAUGAAGAUGAACCUGUCGAUCCCGCCACACAACAAGUGACGAUCCGCGUGUGCAUAAAGCAGGCUAGUGGCCUGCCGCCGUCGUUGUCCCACUUCGUGUUCUGCCAGUACUCGGUGGUGGGCGGCGAGGCGGUGGUGGUGGCGCCGCGCGUGACCGCGGACGCGCCGCCCGCGUCGCCGCGCUCGCCGCAGGCCGCGUUCCGGUUCGACCACCAGCGGGACUUCACCCUCCCACUCACCGAAGAGUUGGUCGAGCACUGUGCAGAGGGUGCAUUAUCGAUUGAAGUAUGGGGUCACCGCUCUGCUGGGUUCAGUCGUGGCCGCAACAACUGGGAGGUGGAGCAGCAGCAACUAGCCAAGGCUCGCUCGUUGGCGGAUAGAUGGGCGGAACUCACGCGCAAGAUAGAAUUGUGGGUGGAGAUACACGAGCUAAACGAUCAGGGCGAAUACGCGCCCGUUGAGGUGGUCCAGGUGGUGCAGCGCAGUGACAUGCUGACUGGCGGCGUGUACCAGCUGCGGCAGGGCCAGCAGCGGCGCGUGUCCGUGCGCGUGCGGCCCGCCCACAACUCGGGCACGCUGCCCAUCAUAUGCCAGCACAUAGUCAGCGUCGAGGUCGGCUCCGUCUCAGUCAGGUCCCGUCUACAGAAACCUCUGGACUCUUACCAGGAGGAAGAUCUGGCUGUACUACGCGAGCGGUGGAGUGACGCGCUCGCUCGCCGCCGGCAACAUUUACACGCACAACUACAGAAAUUGGUGAACAUGUCGCCAUCGCUGAAAAGCGAACGUGAUAUGGAACGGGAACAAUCACUUGUUGAACAAUGGGUGUCCCUCACAGAGGAGAGGAACGCGGUUCUAGUCCCGAGUCCUGGAAGCCCGAUACCGGGUGCACCAGCGGCCUGGGAUCCACCGCCUGGAAUGGAACAACAUAUCCCUGUACUAUUCCUCGAUCUAAACGCGGACGAUCUGUCUACGCACGGAAGGGCAGAGGGGGAAGCGGGCGUGGCGGGGCUACACUCCAUAUUGCCAAAAGAGCACGGGAACAGAUUCUACGAAUUGCAGAUAUUACACCACCACGACAAGGACGUCUCCGCGGUCGCUUCCUGGGACUCCUCCAUUCACGACUCGCAGUAUCUCAACCGGACAACAGAAGCUAAUGAACGAGUGUACCUGAUUCUAAAGACGACAGUGAGGCUUUCGCAUCCUGCUCCGAUGGAUCUCAUACUUAGAAAACGUUUAGGUUUAAACAUUUACAAACGACAGAGUCUAACAGAUAGGAUACGCAAGAAAAUUGUAAGGACUGACCAACUUACGCAGACUGGCGUAACAUAUGAAGUGGUAUCGAACAUUCCAAAGGCGUCAGAAGAAUUGGAGGAACGCGAGAGUUUAGCGCAAAUCGCAGCCACUGGCGAGGAAGCGAGUGCUGCUGACGGGGAAACUUAUAUAGAAAAAUACACGCGCGGAGUGAGCGCCGUAGAGAGUAUACUAACUCUAGAUCGCCUUCGACAAAGCGUCGCCGUGAAGGAACUGGAACAAGCGCGUGGACAACCGAUCACUAUGCGCAAAACCGCCUCUGUGCCAAACUUCUCACAGAUCAUGCGUUUGGACUCAUCGCUGGAGUGCCUGGCUGGUUUGGCGAGCGGACGAUCUGGCAGCGUUGCGGACCUAGCGGAGGAAACGCCGCGUAGACCAGUACAUCGGCACUCGUACGCUGCACCCGCUGAUUCUGACAUGACCACACCCACAAAACCUUUCGGUUUAGCGUCUCCUGCGAGCGGCAAGUUAGGGUUGCGUAUGACUACACUACACGAAGAGCCCGGCCGUAGAAAUGACGACGAUUCACAUUCUGAACCCGAGUCCGCGCCCACGGAUGAGCUGUCCACACCGCGAUCAAACCGUACACGCGCUAGAGCUACACCACGUGGUUUCCUACCGACAUCGAAAACUUUAGAUUCUCUCCACGAGUUGGCGUGCGAACGGGCUCCAAGCAAGAACUCUCCCUCUAUAUCAUCCAGUGGAUAUGGCUCUCAAGCAGUCUCAUCAACAAAUUUAACAAACGACGAUACACUCUCAAUAAGGAGCAUGUCCGUAGACGAUACGCCGGAUUUCGACAGGACCAUGGACUGUACACAACUCAGUCGAACUAAAAACUCAGUCGCCGGCUUGCGAAGUGAAAUCACUGAACUGAGAAACGACAUCACAGAACUGAAGAACGAAAUUGUCGAAUCGAAGAAUGAGUUGGACGACACAUCCUUUGAGAAGGCGAAAACACCAGUACUAACUCCCGGCUCUAGGAAUCGAAUUAACCCCUUCCUUAGAGACUGCGAUGAUGCCGAUAAGGAUCUGUCGGUCGACCAGUCGGUGGAUCAUGCGGCGGACGUGUUGGUCGAUCCGUUGGGAGCUCUGCCCGUUGAAAGCCACACCCUGUCUAGUCAGUUGAGCAAGGGUGCUGCUGAACCGAUGCAUAUGAAUGGAGAGGUCCCUCACGAAUCAUCGUUUGGUGAGGCAGAAGCGGAAUCGUUGAGUUCGGAACAGUCGAGCCACGAGGCGGAGAGGAGUCGCGAGGCGUCCUCGGUGGGCGAGAGUGACUCCGCCUCGCCGGGACCAGAUCUCGCGCCGAUCAGGACACACCUGCCUGCCGGAAAAGUGGUAAGGAGGCGUGCGGGCGGGGCGAGGGGGCGCGGGGCGCGGCCGCGGUCCGCUGUGGAGCCGGGCGCGGCGCCCGCGCACAAGACGUUGCGGGACACGCCCGCCUCGUCCACCGAACGUAUCGUUGAUGACGAUUCUUUAGAAGGCGGUCGCGUGAUCUCAGUACCGGAGUGGAUGACGUUGGGCGAGUGUGUAUCGCUGCGGCUGAGCAAUAGUACGGGCGUGGUCGCGUACAUCGGACCCACACAUUUCGCACAUGGACCCUGGGUGGGCGUUGCUUUGGAUGCGCCUACCGGUAAGAACGACGGUUCAGUGGGCGGCACGCGGUACUUCGAGUGCCGUCAGCGGCACGGCAUCUUCGUGCGGCCGGACAAGCUCGCGCAGGACCGACGCGGGAGGAGCGCGCGCGCCUUCCGCGACACAGAGCUCAAGCGGGCCGCCAGCAAGGGUGAAGGCCUACACAAUUUGCACAGAUCGAGAAGUCGCGGCGAGAGCAUAAACUCAGUAGGCAAAGCCAGGAGCAAAUAG